Messenger RNA from Lytechinus variegatus (green sea urchin), 1707 nucleotides. RefSeq names its product metallo-beta-lactamase domain-containing protein 1-like. NCBI's taxonomy places the organism in Eukaryota, Metazoa, Echinodermata, Echinoidea, Temnopleuroida, Toxopneustidae. The transcript is spliced from 6 exons. The coding region runs from base 192 to 899 and encodes 235 amino acids. The record is from RefSeq and is a predicted model, not a curated record.
UCGUCGAGACUCGAAGUCGAACUGAGCUGUGCCUGGGUGACUUUUGGACCAAUUUUCUCUCUAUUAAUAAGUAUCAUGAUUAUUUUUGCAACCCAUGUUUUCCUUGUAAUGUGAUGACCAGUGUUAUCUAGACAGGGUUACCAAGGACAAGGCCAGGUCGCAUUGGAUGAGUGAUCGUAUCUACCUGUUUGAUGUACGACAGUCUUCACAGAACAUUCCUUUCACUGACUAUGAAUACAAUUUAUGAAAGCAAGAGAUUGAACUUGAAGAUCACAGUUUUAAAAGAAGGAUACUGCAAACCCACCAAAAAUAGCGAAGAUGGCAAGUCUUGUUUCCAUGCUGACGGGAGCAUUACACUGGUUGAGACGGAGGCACAUAAAGUUCUUGUUGAUACUGGAGGACCAUGGGAUAAACCAUACCUCAUUGAUGCUUUUAAAGAACUGGGACUAGGUCUGGAGGAAGUAGACUUUGUCAUUGGAACACACGGUCACUCUGAUCAUAUUGGCAACCUGAACUUGUUUCCCGGUGCGACACAUAUUGUUGGAUGGGAUGUGUGUAAAAGAGAUCUGUACACCAAUCAUUCAUUUUCAGAUGGCAACCCAUACCAGAUAAACCCUGAAUUGGUUGUCAUGCCGACACCUGGUCACACCCAUCAUGACGUCAGUCUUGUUGUGUACGACGGAGAAAAGAAAAUAGUGAUUGCAGGAGAUCUCUUUGAGAGUGAGAAUGACAUUGAUGAUCCUUCAUUAUGGAGAGAUUGCAGUGAAGAUCCAAAGACACAAGAAGUCAAUAGAAGGAAGAUCAUAGAUAUGGCUGAUAUCAUCGUACCAGGGCAUGGACCAGCGUUUCAGGUCAAAGAAAGGUAUAGGACUAAAUUAAAAGCAAAUGAUUUGCCGUGAACACAAGGCAGAUAUCGUGUGAGGGAUUGGACAAGCAUUUCGGGUCACAGACAUGGCAGAUAUCAUCGAAGCAGACUUGAACCAGCGUUUCAGGUCAUAGACAUGGCAGAUAUCAUCGUACCAAGUCAUGAACCAGCUUUUCAGGUCAUAGACAUGGCAGAUAUCAUCGUACCAAGUCAUGAACCAGCUUUUCAGGUUGCAGACAUGAAAAAUAUUGUCGUAGCAGACAUGAACCAGCCUUUCUGGUCACAGACAUGAAAGAUAUCACCGUACCAGACAUGAACCAGCCUUUCUUGUCACAGACAUGAAAGAUAUCACCGUACCAGACAUGAACCAGCCUUCCUGGUCACAGACAUGAAAGAUAUCACCGUACCAGACAUGAAUCAGCCUUUCUUGUCACAGACAUGAAAGAUAUCACCGUACCAGACAUGAACCAGCCUUCCUGGUCACAGACAUGAAAGAUAUCACCGUACCAGACAUGAACCAGCCUUUCUGGUCACAGACAUGAAAGAUAUCACCGUACCAGACAUGAACCAGCCUUCCUGGUCACAGACAUGAAAGAUAUCACCGUACCAGACAUGAACCAGCCUUUCUGGUCACAGACAUGAAAUAUAUCACCGUACCAGACAUGAACCAGCCUUUCUGGUCACAGACAUCGUGCAUAUCAUCAUACCAACAUGUGGACUAAUGAUGUUUGAGUUCAAGAAGAGCUACAGGACUGAAGAAAGAUCUUUUACAUGGCAUAUAUCAUUGUACCAGGACUUUGGCCAGCAUUUCAGGUCGAAAAGAGCUUCAGAACCAAAGAAAG